Aspergillus pseudoviridinutans is the source of this 369-nucleotide messenger RNA. RefSeq lists its product as uncharacterized. The transcript has 3 exons. The coding region runs from base 1 to 369 and encodes 122 amino acids. The record is from RefSeq and is a predicted model, not a curated record. NCBI's taxonomy places the organism in Eukaryota, Fungi, Ascomycota, Eurotiomycetes, Eurotiales, Aspergillaceae.
AUGGUCAGCAUCACGGGACACAUUAUGGGUGUUCAUGGUGCUCUGACAGUGACAACGAAAACAGACGACUGCCACCCACUUCCCUUCUUCUCAGAUGAACUCAAUCGACUAAAGCAAGCCAAAAAUGCAUCUGAAGAACAAGGGGGUAAAAAUGAAUGCAACAUCGGAUGCGAUCUUGAACAGCUGAACCAAGCAGAGACCACUCUUUCCGCAGCGAAGCGACAGGAACCAUCAAAGAACGACCUCGACCCUGGCACCCUCCCUCAGGGCCUUGAAAAGCCCGAAAAGCUCGCGAAGCAGAUUAACUGUCCGGAGCGCACUGCUCUCCACGACGCAGCAGUGACCGAGAACAUGACCGGGUCGCUUUAA